CGUGACUGGGUGCGAAAAAAGCUCCCGUUGGACAACAGAACCGACCAACCGCUCGCCAACGGUCACGGAGACACUGCGCUCCGUUGACACACAGCCGUACUUCUGAGGGGGAAUACUUGUGAGCGGAAAGGGGCAACGUGAGCUUCACACUAUCGGUGCGACUCGUUAUAUCGGCACUGAACUGAGUUUAGGGCGUGCUGUAAGUGUAAACAGACCGAGUAUUGACCACCGAUAGUAAACUGAACUUUUCCGAGACCCAAAGUUGUCAGGCAGCGCAUCUUGCACGCAUGCGCAUCCUUCUAUCCAGCUCUAAAUAAGAGUUAAAACAGAAACGAGGUUGGGGAUAUCACAGGAGUGGGAAUGACCGACACACCACCCAGUGAUGGCCCCUCCAAGGGUGCUGAGUUUGAUAUGAUGGGUGCUCUGGACUGGAAGGACGGUAUUGCCACGCUGCCAGGCAGUGACAUCAGGUUUCGCAUGACAGAGUUUGGGACUCUUGAGAUCGUUACAGACCUAGAGGUCAAAGGGCAGAAGGCAGAGCCUGAGACCUUGGACCCAGCUCAGUCUCACACUCCUACCCCUCCACCAGAGAGCCAAUUGCAGACUGGCAAGGCCACAGCUCCAGUCAAUCAGAGUCAGCCAGGGUCCUCUAAAGGUAAAGGCCCCGGUCCGGUGCUUCUGUCUUUAGAUGAGGGUCCUAGUACGGAGGGCCCUAGUGUGGAAGUUGGUCCCAGUGUUGAGGUUGGCUCUAGCGCAGACAUGGGCCAAAAUGGGGAGUUGUCCAGGUGCCGGGCCUGUGGCGGCCGUGUUCCCCGAGACGCCCUCCUUCAGGGCAAAUUCUGUAGCUCCAUUUGUGCGCAGCCCUCCAGUGGCAGAUCGUCCCCAGGGGAAGCGAGGGAGAGUCAAGCGGUUGAUGGGGAGAAGCUGGGUAAGCGUGUGCGCAAAAAGAGGAAGAUCUAUAUGGAUUCUGGUGAUGAAGAGGAAGACAACCAAGAGGAACCAGAGGAAAAGGCCAAAGCUACCAAAGGCAGGAGAGGUGCCAAAAUUGCCAAGCUGGUGACCGCCCCAGUCAAUAAGAAACGGGCAUGGAGCUGGCCUUCUUACUUAGAAGAAGAGAGGGCCAUCGCUGCUCCGGUUAAACUAUUCAAAGAGCACCAGUCACUUCCUCAAAGCAGGAACAGUUUUAAAGUGGGAAUGAAGCUGGAGGGGCUGGACCCGUCUCACCCGUCCCUGUUCUGUGUACUCACUGUUGCAGAGAUACAAGGCUAUAGGGUAAGGCUCCACUUUGAUGGUUACCCAGAAUGCUAUGACUUCUGGGCCAACGCUGACUCGUGGGAUAUGAAACCAGCUAGCUGGUGUGAGAAGAAUGGGCACAAGUUAUUGUUGCCUAAAGGUUGUAAGGAUGGAGAUUUUAACUGGAGCAUGUAUGUGAAGAACUGUAGGGGUCAGCUGGCCCCCAAGCACCUUUUCAAGAGUCUCAACACAUCUGUUACUCCGUCUGGAUUUAGAGCCGGGAUGAAGCUGGAGGCGAUUGACAGGAAGAACCCAUCUUUGAUUUGUGUAGCAACCAUUGCUGCUGUUGUUGACAACCGGCUGCUCAUUCAUUUUGACAACUGGGAUGACACAUAUGAUUAUUGGUGUGACGCUAGCAGUCCAUACAUCCAUCCUGUAGGAUAUUGUGAAGAGGCUGAGCUUACUCUGACCACUCCAGCUGGUAAGACCCAGACCAAGACACACGUGGAAUAUAAGCAACCCAAGAGCUUCUCGUGGGAGAAAUACCUGGAAGAGACGGGCACACAGGCUGCUCCUGCUCGUGCUUUUAAACCGCGACCUCCACAUGGCUUCCAGAUUGGGAUGAAAGUGGAAGCUGUGGACAAGAGGAACCCCAUGCUCAUCCGUGUGACAACAAUAGCAGACACAGAGGACCACAGACUAAAGAUUCAUUUUGAUGGCUGGAGCUCAGAAUAUGACUAUUGGGUGGAGACAGACUACCCUGAUUUGCACCCUGUGGGGUGGUGUCUGAAAACCGGACACCCACUACAAUACCCUAACGGCUCCAGUGAUUUAGUAACUGCCGCAGGACAAGGUUGUCCCACCCCAGGAUGCAACGGGGUUGGCCAUAUUAGAGGACCUCGCUAUGGGACCCACUACACUCAGGUGAGCUGUCCCUAUUCGGAGAUGAAUCUGAACAAGGAGGGCUUGCUGCCAGACCGCCUCAGUGGAGAACGCCCUCUCGCCCUCAGUGGACCUCAUCCACGGGGGCGCCGCCCCGAUCCUCAAACAAACACCACAACACAGACCUCCUCAGCACCAGACCAGCUGGAAGAAGCUGAAGACUCCCAGAACAGGAAACCGUUGACAGUGGAGGCUGAGCGUUUAGGACGUGACACUCAGCCAGAGCCACCGGGUGGAGCCAGUGAGCGGAGCCUCAACGGAACGAGGCCUAAACGGACUGCUCCAGUUCCCAAAUACCUGAAAAUGCACUACGUCAAAGAGGAGAUUGGCGACAGUAAAACCUCUGCAGAUGCCAUCUCUCUCCAGCAGGCCCUCCAUGAGUCUGUGUUUUCCCCUGGCCUCUCUGCCUCUCCUCCCCACCGGGUGGCUCUCUGCUGGGACAAACACUGCCAGCUGCUGCCCGAGGUCCUGGGUCUGACUGCCAAGAGAGUGGCCACUUGGAGCGCUGAGGAGGUGGCCAAUUUUGUCAAAGGACUUCCAGGAUGUAAAGAACACGCCGCUACGUUUAAAACGGAGCAAAUAGACGGCGAGGCCUUCCUGCUGCUCACCCAAGCGGACAUUGUCAAGAUCCUGUCCAUCAAGUUGGGACCUGCCCUGAAGAUCUACAACUCCAUCCUCAUGUUGAAGAACGCGGAUGAAGAGUAAGACCUGACCCUAAAGACUGACGAGGAAUCACUCCCUCCUCACCGGCCCCGGAGUGCCGGUUUCAUCAACACUGCUAUAAGACAUUUGAUAAAAUCAACCAGAAGGGGUUUCUUGUCUCGAGCUCUGCAACAGUGCAGCUACACAUCAUCACAGAAAAACGUCCGUCCCUCCCCGACUCCUUCCUCUCCAUUGUGGACAGUACUGAUCAACCUGAGGGAGAGUUUUACAUGAUACCAUUAUAUCGUGUUUGUUUACUGAAUCAUAAAAAAAAGAAAAGAACUACAGGCACCUUUUUAAUGCUCCUUAAUAUUGUACAGUUUAUUAAUUGGAUUUAGGGUCACGAUUCUGUUGCAUUUCCUGUUUUAUUUGAACUGUAAAUUGGGCUCAGAGCAUAUGGAACAAGCGUGUUUGUGCUAUGUUGCAUUUUACUUUUCUUUUUUUUUUUAGCUGCAAAAUACAAUCGUGGGGUGGCGGGAGUUUUAAAAAAAUGUGAAACCCAGUGGAACAGAAGCACUAUGUAGUUCAGCCUUUCUCCUAUAGAGGGAGAAAGUUGGCCACUCCACAGGCCUGAAGGCAAAAGAGAGUUGUGUGUGUGUGUGUGUGUGUGUGUGUGUGUGUGUGUGUGUGUGUGUGUGUGUGUGUGUGUGUGUGUGUGUGUGUGUGUGUGUGUGUGUGUGUGUGUGUGUGUGUGUGUGUGUGUGUGUGUGUGUGUGUGUGUGUGUGUGUGUGUGUGUGUGUGUGUGUGUGUGUGUGUGUGUGUGUGUGUGUGUGUGUGUGUGUGUGUGUGUGUGUGUGUGUGUGUGUGUGUGUGUGUGUGUGUGUGUGUGUGUGUGUGUGUGUGUGUGCGUGCGUGCGGUCAGCUGAUAGUUUUGUGACAAGCUAAGGGCUAAAUAUUAAAUCGAGGAAACUUGAAGUCUUUUAAGGAGAAAGGAGACAACAAACUAGCUCUGUUCUUCAUCUGCUUUGUUGUUUUUGGGGAACGGCAUAUGAAUGUUAAAACAAACAGCUUUUAUUUAGUUGGUGUUUUGUUUGGUUCAUUACCAUUGUAAAUAGUAUACAGCUACAAAAGAACGGUCCCUAACAGAGUUUAAUCCUUCUUGGUUAUGCAAAGGCUUGACAUCUGUCCACGGGAAAGAACUUUCACAGUGAACUGAAAAAUAAGAGCCUCAAUUCAUACAAAGAUUUUGAGAAAGAAAAAAAGAAGAAAUAAAACAAACAGUCAGUGUCUUUGUAAAUCAGCGUGUACUUUAGCAAGUUGGAAUGUACAUCAGCAACUGUUUAUAUGCAAACAGCUUUUAUUUAUGUAUUCUAAUUUAAAGGGUAAUGGUACGCUGUUUUUGGUUCUGGGGUAAGCUGUGGCUGUUUGAUGGAAAGUGUGUGAAUGGGUGAAAAUAAAUGAGAUGCACACUUU
Messenger RNA from Cyclopterus lumpus (lumpfish), 4291 nucleotides. RefSeq names its product L3MBTL histone methyl-lysine binding protein 1b (gene l3mbtl1b). Gene Ontology annotation, cellular component: nucleus. NCBI's taxonomy places the organism in Eukaryota, Metazoa, Chordata, Actinopteri, Perciformes, Cyclopteridae. The coding region runs from base 361 to 2880 and encodes 839 amino acids. Gene Ontology annotation, molecular function: zinc ion binding; protein binding. The transcript is spliced from 21 exons. Gene Ontology annotation, biological process: regulation of DNA-templated transcription. The record is from RefSeq and is a predicted model, not a curated record.